GCCUAGUAGUCGAAUCGGAUAAUCGGUUUACUAAACAAAUUGUUUAUGCGGAAAAAUACGCUUCCUCUUAAAUAGUUUUUAUACCUAUUGGUGUGUGGAUCAAUGCUGAAUUAAUGCGGAAAUGCUGCGCAUUCGUCGACGUUUUGCGCUUCUCAUUUGCUGUGGCUGCCUAUUAAUCUUUCUCAGCUUGUAUGUGAUCCUUAAUUUUGCAGCCCCAGCUCCAAAUGCGAAAAAGUCAAAUUACUUUGCUCUUGAAAGCAAACUGCAUCACCAGGAAAAUGAAGCCCAAAAUCAUGGACAUGGUAAAGAAAUGUCCAGAAAUGCACGGCAAAGUUUGGAUAAGAGACCAGCAAAAGCAAAGGAUAUCUUAGAGCACCGGGACAUACAGGGAGAUGGCGAAACCGAGGAGUGCAACGAUGUGGUAAGGCAGGUGCCAGAGGUUGAUAUACAAAUGCUGGAAAUGUACGAUCGCAUGUCGUUUGCGGAUGUGGAUGGUGGUGUCUGGAAGCAGGGCUGGAAUAUCAAAUAUGAUCUGCUUAAGUAUAAUAGUCACCACAAGCUAAAGGUAUUCGUUGUGCCGCAUUCCCACAACGAUCCUGGCUGGAUACAAACAUUCGAAGAUUAUUACAACGCUGAUACGAAACAUAUUUUGUCAAAUGCUUUGCGUCAUCUCACUGAGAAUCCAGAUAUGAAAUUCAUUUGGGCAGAAAUUUCGUAUUUCUCUCGAUUCUACGAAGACUUGGGUGAGAAUAAGAAGCAGCAAAUGAAAUUGCUGGUGAAGAAAGGUCAAUUGGAAUUUGUUACGGGUGGCUGGGUAAUGCCUGACGAGGCGAACUCACAUUGGCGCAACGUUUUGCUGCAGCUUACCGAAGGUCAAACCUGGUUAAAGGAACACUUUAAUAUAACCCCCACCUCAUCAUGGGCUAUUGAUCCAUUUGGCCACAGCCCCAGCCUGCCGUAUGUGCUGCAACGAAGUGGCUUCAAGAACCUUCUCAUACAGCGCACGCACUAUUCGGUGAAAAAAGAGUUGGCACAACAGCGAAAUCUCGAAUUUUAUUGGCGUCAAAUAUGGGAGACGCAUGGCAAUGCGGCUCUAUUUACCCAUAUGAUGCCCUUUUACUCAUACGAUAUUCCACAUACUUGUGGUCCAGAUCCCAAGGUGUGCUGUCAGUUCGACUUUAAGCGCAUCGGCUCUUUUGGCCUAAGUUGCCCAUGGCGAGUGCCACCUCGCGCUAUCGACGACAACAAUGUGGCAGCACGUUCGGAGCUCCUAGUGGAUCAGUGGAAAAAGAAAGCCGAAUUGUAUCGCACGAAUACGCUCCUCGUGCCGCUGGGCGAUGAUUUUCGUUACAAGCAGAAUACUGAAUGGGAUGUGCAGCGUGUGAACUAUGAAAGGCUCUUCGAGUACAUCAACGGACACUACGCUUUCAAUGUGGAGGCCCAGUUUGGUACGUUGCAGGAAUACUUUGAUGCUGUGCACAGUUCAGGGCAGAGUUUUCCAUCGCUAAGUGGUGACUUUUUCACAUAUGCGGAUCGCUCCGAUAACUAUUGGAGUGGCUAUUACACCUCGCGUCCGUAUUAUAAGCGUAUGGAUCGCGUUCUAAUGCACUAUCUGCGUGCUGCCGAAAUGUUGAAUUCUUGGAAGCCCUGGGAUUCGAAUGCGGGCUUUGCCCAGAAACUGGAGUUGGCGCGUCGAGAACUCUCGUUAUUUCAGCAUCACGAUGGCAUCACAGGCACUGCCAAAACGCAUGUAGUGCUGGAUUACGAAAGGCGUAUGAUAGAAGCGCUCAAGGCCUGCCACUUUGUGAUGCAACAAGCGAUAUAUCGCCUGUUGACCAAUCCCACCAUCUACACUCCUGACUACAACUUCCAUUACUUUACCUUGGAUGAUUCACGCUGGCCAGGUGUCGGAGUGGAGGAGAGUCGCAUUACCAUCAUACUGGGCGAAGAGCUACCCAACAAGCAUGUGGUCUUGCACAAUACAUUGCCACAUUGGCGUCAACAGCUCGUAGAUUUCUAUGUAUCCAGCCCGUUCAUAAGUGUCAGCGAUUUGGCUGGCAACACUGUCAAGGCGCAGGUGUCGCCCGUUUGGAGCUGGCACCACGACACGCUUAGCAAGACUGUCAAUCCGCAGGGAUCCACUACCAAAUUUCGAAUUAUCUUUGAGGCCCGCGUGCCUCCAAUGGGCCUAGUCACCUACGUGUUAACCGUGACCGAUUCGAAGCCAACCCACACAUCAUUCGCUUCUCAGCUACUGCUUAACAGCAAUUCGCUAUUUGUGUCUUUGGGACAAUAUCCAGAGGUCGUCAAGUUUGGGGAUCAUCGAGAGUUAGCCCUUCGCGUUGGUUCUGGACCCACAUUGGCAUUUUCAGAGCAUGGAAUGUUGAAAUCAAUGCAGCUUACUCCGGACAGUCCUCACGUGCCAGUACACCUCAAGUUCCUUAAAUAUGGCACACGCUCACAUGGAGAUAAGUCGGGCGCCUAUUUGUUCUUGCCAAAUGGACCUGCACUCUCAAUGAUGAACGGUGCUUCUCCUGUGGUGCUCGUUAGUGAGGGAGAACUGGAGUCUUAUGUGAGCGUGGGAUUGCCGCAAGUUAUACAUCAGACCAUUUUGCGUGGCAACGAUUUUCCUGAAAUACGCAACCUUGUCAAUAUUGGUGACAUCGACAACACGGAGGUUGUGAUGCGCUUGCAAACACAUAUUGACAGCGGGGAAACCUUCUACACCGAUCUCAAUGGACUGCAGUUAAUAAAGCGUCGACGGUUUGAUAAGUUGCCAUUGCAGGCAAACUAUUAUCCGGUUCCCUCGGCUAUCUUCAUUGAGGAUGCCAACAUGCGCCUGACACUGUUAACUGGACAACCGCUGGGAGGCUCCUCUUUGGCACCGGGUGAGCUGGAAAUCAUGCAAGACCGUCGAUUGGCUAGCGAUGAUCAACGUGGUUUAGGUCAAGGCGUAUUAGACAAUAAGCCGGUACUACAUAUUUAUCGCAUAGUUCUUGAAAAGAUCAUCGGUUGUGAACGGCCACCGGACGCUUAUCCAGGCAGUUACUUAACAAGCGCUGCGUACAGGGCUUCACAAUCUCUUCUAGAUCCAUUGGAUAAAUUUAUAUAUUCGGAAAAUGAGUGGACUGGGGCGCAGGAGGUGUUUGGAAACGAUCACGUACCGGCCAACGAGGCAACGGACGUAGUGGUAGUGCGACGACUAUCAAAAAGCACAGCGAAUAUUCAGCGCAUCGGAUGUGUAUUACAUCGGACCCAGCUGAUGGAGUGUAGUGACGCACGCUUAGAAGACAAGUUCAAUGCUUGUAACUUGCUGCAAAAUAGUGACGAUCCAAGUGUUAGCUGUCAUAGAUCCACACUAACAUUUCUGCAGAUACUAGAAAACUUGGAACACAAAGUCGCACCAGUUCCUUGCCCCAUGGAGACAAAUGCGUACAUUAUAAGCUUUAGCGCCAAAAAUCACAGCUGAACUUAUAAAAACUAGUACUAUAAAUUAAUGACUAGCGAAAGGCACUCCACACUUAUUUAUUAAUUUGCUUAACUAUUGACCAUGAAACAAAUAACAAUGAAAACUCAUAUUUGAAUCUCAGUUUACGUAAUUUAAAAUCUUUCAAAGAAUUAUUCAUUAAUGAAAAUAUUCGCAGGAAGUUCAACAGGGUUUUUACCUAUAGAAUUUUAUAAAGUUAAUUUAUAUUUUGUGUGAUAUUUAUCGUAACGUAUCGCAAUUUCAAGUAAUCAAUUACAAUCUAUUGAUGCUUAAUUUUUGUUAAAUAUCAACUUUUAAACUACUCGCAAUAUCAUAAACAUAGUGACAACAAUCUCAAAUGGAAUGUAAAAUUAAAAUGGUUCAAGCUCUUAUUGGGCUGGUCAAUUAAAACAAAAAACGCAUUUUAUUAUAAAUUUUUAUAUUUUUUUUUUGUUUUAUAACCUAAAGCGCAAAAGGAAUUUAUUACACAGAUAUAUGAAAUUUAAUUCAGAUUGAAGCCAAGUGGAAUACUUGGGAUUCGGUAUUUAAGUAGACGGUUCAAUCGACAUUGCUUAUCAGUCUGGAUUUGUUAAUAAUAUCAACAUAAUGUGGUCAUUAAAUCUGUAUGAAUCAAUUUCGUAAUAUACGAAACAUUUUGUGGAAAAAUGAGGAAUUGAAAUAAAUAAUAGCUGCUUAGAAUUUA
Molecule: messenger RNA, 4169 nt
Organism: Drosophila nasuta
Lineage: Eukaryota; Metazoa; Arthropoda; Insecta; Diptera; Drosophilidae
Gene: alpha-Man-IIa
Product: alpha-mannosidase 2
Exons: 6
Coding region: 122-3469 (1115 amino acids)
Biological process (GO): mannose metabolic process; protein deglycosylation; N-glycan processing
Cellular component (GO): Golgi membrane
Molecular function (GO): alpha-mannosidase activity; carbohydrate binding
Source: RefSeq, a predicted model, not a curated record